CAAAGACGGACGGACGGACAGCAAGAAGGCAUCCGCGAUGGAGGCGUCGGGAACGACCUCGUCGACCGUCGGCACACGAGCGCCGACGCAGAACCCUCGGCGCCUGCCCCGCUCGGACGGAGGAGCGUCCCUCCCCGGCAGCGGGGCCCGGUCCCCCCAGGGAGCCUUGCGGACCCCGUGUCGCGGCACCAAGGGCACCCACGACGGCUCCGUGCAGGCCGGCAGACUCCGGGAGAGGCUCCUGCAGAGCCGAGCGGAGAAGAGGUCGACGUCCCAAGGUGGCACCGGCGCCGCCGGGGGUGCGGUGGAGGGGCGAGCGGGACGGUUCCCGCCCUGGCCAGAGUGGAGCGACGCGGAGGUCAACGCGGAGAAGUGGGAUGGACCGCGCGCUGGGGGCGGGAAGGAGAAGGGCAGGAGUCCCAGCCUGAAUUUCUUUGAGGACCCCGAGGGCAAGAUCGAGCUGCCCCCCUCGCUGAAGGUGCACGCUUGGAAGAGGCCCCAGGACUUCAUCACUGACCGCGUCCCAGUGGUGGUGGAGGAUGUGACGGGAUUUGAUCUGCUAACUCCCAACACACAUCUCCUGCACAGCGAGCUGAUGCGCAGCGUGAUCAGCGACGUCACGUCGCUUUGGCGUGCGACCCGAUCGGGCGGAGGUGCCGCGGCCGACGAUCCCGCGGGGGGCUCAGGUGGCGGGGGGCACCCCGGUCAGCGGCCGUGGAACCCCUGGGAGCACGUCUACUCGCUCUGCAAGGCUGGCCGGGCUCCGCACGUGCCGCAGUUCAACGGUUACGGGAAAUACGUCGUGCGUCUCUACUGGAUGGGCUGCUGGCGCCGCGUGACGGUGGACGACACGGUCCCGUUUGACGAGGCCAACCGCGCGCUGCUGCCCACGUGCACCGGCCCCGCUGAGCUGUGGCCCACGCUGCUCACCAAGGCCAUCGUCAAGCUCGCCAGCGUGCACUGUGUGGGGCGGAGUGGCCACGGCGAGCUGGGAGAGUUUACGGUGCUGCACUGCCUCACCGGCUGGAUCCCUGAAGUCAUCCCUCUACGGGUUGCCCACGCUGCCCACGUUUGGGGCCUGCUGCGGGAGCUGCUGCCCGAAUUCCGCCUGCCCCCGGAGGACGGAGAGGGGGCUCGCCCAGAGGAGCACGCGACCCCGGGGGUCCCGGUGGAGCCGGCGGUCGAAGAGCCCCCGCCGGCCGCGGCGGCGGCGGAUCCCGGUCCCCCCAACCCCGCGGCGGAGCCCCCCGCGACGGCGCCCGGCAAGGACUGCAGGAAGGAGGGGCCCCCCAAGGCCGCCGAGCGUGGGACGCCAGCCGACAGGAUGGAUGGGAAGGAGGGCGGCCGACGGAAAGGGAAGGAGCUGGAGAAGGACAAGAGGAAGGCCGCUCCUUCGGAAUCUGUGUCGCCAGUGCCUGAAGAGAGAUUGAGCGCUAACUUUGGGACGGUGCCCGACAAGCCGGAGGUGGUGGUGUUCGCGAGCUACAGGUGUCCAGCCAGCGGCAGCGAAAGUUUCUCUGUGCUGGGCAGGAUGGCGGACGCGGCGCAGAAGCUGCGUGAGGCCGGCCUCUCCCCCGUGUGGCCGCACCUCCUCCACGUGAGCCGCACUCGCAGCUCCCCGCUCGUGCCGCCCCCGCGCUCGCCACCCGUGCCGCCCUGGAAGCUCGUGCGGCCACGCAAGAGCAAGCCCCUGCCACGUGACGAGCCCGAAGAGCCGGAGGUGAAGAGAGCCGAGCAGUUUGUGGAGAUCUCCUCCCCCUUCCUGGACCAGCGGCUGAGUUGCAUCCCCUCCGCUCCAGGCUUCAUCAGCGAGGCGGAGGAGCAGGGUGAAGAGUCGCAGAAGUGUCUGGCGGAACCCGUGGCAGAGAAACCCUCGGAUGCUCUGCGUCCCCCACCACCGGAACCUCAGUUUCCCGAGCGUGAGCCCAGCCCCGUGGUAGCAGGUCCCGUUGAGAGCCCAGUGCCGCAGGACACCAUGAACGGGAGGGGGGAAGCCCGGCCCUGCUGAUGAGACCCAAGCAACCAGAGACCCGAGGGACAAGAGCGACGCGUGGAUUCACUUCGAGGACUUCUGCACGGCCUUUCAGU
This is a messenger RNA of Lethenteron reissneri (Far Eastern brook lamprey), 2088 nucleotides long. RefSeq names its product androglobin-like. Gene Ontology annotation, biological process: proteolysis. The record is from RefSeq and is a predicted model, not a curated record. Gene Ontology annotation, molecular function: calcium-dependent cysteine-type endopeptidase activity. NCBI's taxonomy places the organism in Eukaryota, Metazoa, Chordata, Hyperoartia, Petromyzontiformes, Petromyzontidae.